GCCAUGGGAUAGCGGAGAGCGGCCUUGGCAACACAGAAUUGCAUUAGGUGAGACUGCGGGUUAGCUGGCACCAGGGGAGGAAGGAGCCAAGUGGAUGAAGCUGUCACUGUUGGGGACAUGGCUGUAAGGCAGAUUAAAGAUGGAGAAUAUACCGCGACUAUCUACAGACUGAUAAAGGAAGCCAGAUAUGGAGAAGCUAUCCAGGUUCUUAGCAAUGAACUUCAGAAGCAAUAUAGGUCUAGAGCUGGCCUUUCCCUCCUGGGCUACUGCUAUUAUCAGAUCCAAGAUUUUGUGAAUGCUGCAGACUGCUAUGAACAGCUGAUUCAGAUCUCUCCUGAAGUGGAAGAAUAUAAAUUGUACUAUGCACAGUCCCUGUAUAAGGCUUGCAUGUAUCCAGAAGCAAUGAAGGCAACGUUUGCUUUAGACAACGCUGCCUAUCAAAGCAAGAUGUUGAAAUUACAAGCUUCUGUCAAAUAUGGAGAAGAAGACAUUUCAGGAGCUAAGAGUUUAGUAGAGCAGAUGCCAUCAGAAGACCCUGAAAGUGAGAUUAAUAUGGGGUGUUUACUGUAUAAGGAAGGACAUUAUGAAGAAGCCUGCAAAAAGUUCAUUACUGCAAUGCAAGUCAUGGGCUAUAAACAAGAUUUAUCUUUCAACAUUGCAUUGUGUUACUAUAGCAUGAAACAGUAUGCUCCUGCCUUAAAGCACAUAGCUGAUAUAAUUGAACGAGGAAUCCGAGAGCAUCCUGAGCUUGGUGUUGGCAUGACAACAGAAGGCAUUGAAGUUCGAAGUGUGGGGAACACUCUUGUACUUCAUGAAACUGCACUCAUAGAAGCAUUUAACCUUAAAGCUGCUAUUGAAUACCAGUUAAAGAAUUAUGAAGCAGCUCAAGAAGCCCUCACAGACAUGCCCCCAAGAUCUGAAGAGGAACUUGAUCCAGUUACUCUUCAUAAUCAAGCCUUGAUGAAUAUGGAUACUAAACCCACUGAAGGGUUUGAGAAACUGCAGUUCUUACUACAGCAGAAUCCUUUCCCCCCAGAAACCUUUGGCAAUCUCUUACUUUUAUACAGCAAAUAUGAGUAUUUUGAUCUUGCAGCAGAUGUUCUGGCUGAAAAUGCUCAUCUCACCUAUAAAUUUCUCACACCAUAUUUGUACGAUUUUCUGGAUGCCAUGAUAACCUGCCAGACUGCACCUGAAGAGGCUUUUCUCAAGCUUGAUGAACUAGCUGGAAUGCUUACGGAACAAAUGAGAAAGUUAACAAAACAGGUUCAAGAGGCACGGCAUAACAGGGACGAUGAGGCUGUUAAGAAAGCUGUAAAUGAAUAUGAUGAAACCUUGGAAAAGUACAUUCCAGUAUUGAUGGCACAGGCUAAAAUUUAUUGGAACAUGGAGAACUACCAGAUGGUGGAAAAAAUUUUCCGUAAAUCAGUGGAGUUUUGCAAUGAGCAUGAUAUCUGGAAGCUGAAUGUGGCUCAUGUUCUCUUCAUGCAAGAUAACAAAUACAAGGAGGCUAUUGGCUUUUAUGAGCCCAUUGUCAAAAAACACUAUGAUAAUAUAUUAAAUGUCAGUGCAGCUGUUCUGGCUAAUCUGUGUGUUUCCUACAUCAUGACGAGUCAAAAUGAAGAGGCUGAAGAACUCAUGCGCAAGAUUGAAAAGGAGGAGGAACAGAUUGCUUAUGAAAACCCUGAUAAAAAGAUCUACCAUCUUUGUAUUGUCAAUCUAGUCAUUGGAACACUUUACUGUGCAAAGGGGAAUUAUGAGUUUGGCAUUUCUCGAGUUAUCAAAAGUUUGGAGCCAUACAACAAAAAGCUGGGAACAGACACAUGGUAUCACGCAAAGAGAUGCUUCCUUUCGUUGCUGGAAAAUAUGUCAAAGCACAUGAUCAUGCUGCGUGAUGACGUUAUAGUGGAAUGCAUACAGUUCUUGGAGCAUUGUGAAAUUUAUGGCAGAAACAUUCUUGCUGUAAUUGAGCAACCACUAGAAGAAGAGAGAAUGCACAUCGGAAAGAAUACAGUCACCUAUGAAUCCAGGCAGCUUAAAGCUUUACUCUAUGAGAUAACCUCAUGGAAUUUGUAAUAGUGUCUCCCAUAUUUCCUUUCUGAUGAUAAAACUUUUCCCUAACCAUUGUGUUUCUUUUUGUCUUCAAAUGAAAUUUUAUUAAUAUUGUAUUCAUUUUCUAGUGUUCUAAUAAAGUUUUUUUAUUGAAAA
Molecule: messenger RNA, 2205 nt
Organism: Xenopus laevis (African clawed frog)
Lineage: Eukaryota; Metazoa; Chordata; Amphibia; Anura; Pipidae
Gene: ift70a.S
Product: tetratricopeptide repeat domain 30a S homeolog
Biological process (GO): intraciliary transport
Cellular component (GO): intraciliary transport particle B; axonemal microtubule; cilium
Molecular function (GO): intraciliary transport particle B binding
Source: RefSeq, marked provisional